UUUGGCGCCGUGGUUUGAAUUUUCAAUCCAAAACACGAUUUCUAUCCGUCAGAUUUGUUGCACUCAAUCGUUUCAAUGAACUAAAUAGUUAUUAUAUAUUUCAUUUAAAUAGUUUAUUUAUCAGUAAGUCUGUGCUAUAAUAGUUCAUAACAAUGCGUAAAAGUACCGCACCCAGUCAAAGCGUCGCCCUCACCCCGGUAAAUUCCGCCUUCAAAAGUCCGAUUUCCCUGUCGAACAAACGGACCCGAGAAUGUCGCGACCGCGCCAAAGACAAAAUCAAGGACACGGGACCACCCCCGCCGAAGCUGUCCGCGUCCGAGUUCGAACUGAUGAUCCAGAAAAUCCUCUCGCGCCCCUUCAAGGUGCCGAUUGCGAACUACGUUCCGGAGCACACGACCCGCUGUCUGGGAAUGAAGCGGCCGGCGGCCCGACGAGCACUACACGAUCCGUUUGCGUGCAAUGCGCUGGUGCUGUUCACGCCGGAGGAACUGACGGAGCACGACAAGCUCAAGACUGAUCCGGGCAAGAUUCAGGUCCACGUCGUGGUCGAUCCGCUGCUGGGGAAUAUUCUGCGGCCCCAUCAACGCGAAGGCGUCCGGUUCAUGUACGAGUGCGUGACGGGUAAACGAGGGGAUUUCCAGGGCUGCAUCAUGGCCGAUGAAAUGGGACUUGGAAAGACCUUGCAGUGCAUUACGCUUCUGUGGACUUUGCUCCGGCAAAGCCCAGACUGCAAGCCUACCAUCAACAAGGCGGUCAUCGUUUGCCCGAGCUCAUUGGUCAAAAACUGGUACAAGGAGUUCGGGAAGUGGCUGGGAUGUCGAGUGAACUGUCUGUCCAUUGACGGGGGUUCCAAGGAGCACACCACGAAGGAGCUGGAGCAGUUCAUGGCCAACCAAAGUAUGCGCCACGGGACACCGGUUCUGAUCAUCAGCUACGAAACGUUCCGGUUAUACUCGCACAUUUUGAACAACUCGGAAGUCGGAGCUGUACUGUGUGAUGAGGGUCAUCGGUUAAAGAACUGCGAGAAUCUCACCUAUCAGGCGUUGAUGGGACUGAAGACGAAACGGAGGGUACUGUUGUCGGGGACACCAAUUCAGAACGACCUUACGGAGUAUUACAGCUUGUUGCAUUUUGUCAACCCGGGAAUGCUCGGUAGUACCAGUGAAUUCCGUCGUCAAUUUGAGAAUCCGAUCCUUCGGGGUCAGGAUGCAAAUGCCACCGAGUCCGAGCGUCAAAAAGCAACCGAGCGCCUUCAGGAAUUGACCGCCCAGGUUAACCGUUGUAUGAUCCGACGGACGAGCGCUCUGCUCACCAAGUAUCUGCCAGUCAAAUUCGAGAUGGUCGUUUGCAUUAAAAUGACCGAAAUCCAAACCGAACUGUACAAGAGCUUCCUGCAGUCGGAUUCGAUCCGGCGGAAUAUGCUGGAGAAGGCUCAAGUAAAGGCCAGUUUGACGGCGCUGUCGAAUAUUACGUCGCUGAAGAAACUGUGCAACCAUCCGGAUUUGGUAUACGAUAAAAUCCAGGAGCGAGCGGAUGGAUUCGAGAAUGCCCACAAGAUUCUUCCUGGGAAUUACAGUUCGAAGGAUUUGCGACCGGAAUUCGGUGGUAAGCUGAUGGCACUGGAUUGUAUGCUGGCCACUAUCAAAAUGAACACCGACGACAAGAUUGUUCUGGUUUCGAACUACACCCAGACGUUGGAUAUGUUUGAGAAACUUUGUCGGAAGCGUGGCUAUGGCUACGUUCGGUUGGACGGAUCGAUGACCAUCAAAAAACGGGGAAAAGUCGUGGAUGAAUUCAACAAACCGGAUUCAAAGGAAUUCAUCUUCAUGCUCAGUUCCAAGGCCGGUGGCUGUGGGCUGAAUCUGAUUGGGGCCAACAGGCUCGUGAUGUUCGAUCCCGACUGGAACCCGGCGAAUGACGAACAGGCGAUGGCCCGAGUGUGGCGAGAUGGACAGAAGAAACCUUGCUUCAUCUAUCGACUUUUGGCGACAGGAACCAUCGAAGAGAAGAUUUUCCAACGUCAAACUCACAAAAAGGCUCUCUCCAACACCGUUGUGGACAACGAUGAGGAUGGAGAGCGGCAUUUCACGCAGGAUGAUCUGAAGGACUUAUUCCGCUUGGACGAAUCCACUAUUUCGGACACCCAUUCCAUCUUCAAAUGCAAACGAUGCGUCAACAACGUCCAGAUGAAGCUUCCGCCGGAGGAAAGCGAUUGCACGUCGGACCUCUCGCACUGGUAUCACUGCUCGAACAACAAGGGCAUCCCGGAUGAUAUCCUGUCCAAGGCGUGGGAUAUGACCAAGUGCGUUUCGUUCGUGUUCCACCAUCGAUCGAACAGUGCCGUGGUGGAACAGCAAAUUGCAGAACAGAAACGGGCGGAAGCGUUGAAGGGUAAAGAUGGCGAAAGGGAACAGGCCGAAGAAGUCGUUAGCGACGAGGAUGAUGACGAGGAGAAGGAGAAUGAAGAUUCCGGCCUCGAUGAAGACGAUGAUAAGGACGAGGACUUUGUACCGCGAAGGUGAUCGGUUUCUGAUCUAUUGAGAGUAUCGACAUAAAUAAUUGUGCUAAUAUGUUGUUA
Aedes albopictus (Asian tiger mosquito) is the source of this 2578-nucleotide messenger RNA. It is a transcript of the gene okr, whose product is annotated as DNA repair and recombination protein RAD54-like. The coding region runs from base 153 to 2522 and encodes 789 amino acids. Gene Ontology annotation, molecular function: DNA translocase activity; ATP binding; ATP-dependent chromatin remodeler activity. The record is from RefSeq and is a predicted model, not a curated record. Lineage: Eukaryota; Metazoa; Arthropoda; Insecta; Diptera; Culicidae. The transcript is spliced from 6 exons. Gene Ontology annotation, biological process: double-strand break repair via synthesis-dependent strand annealing; reciprocal meiotic recombination. Gene Ontology annotation, cellular component: nucleus.